CUUCGAAAGCGGAAAAGGAUGUGCUUAGAAAAACUGGGGCCGCACUCGCGGGAGGGGGAGACAGAAGGCGGUGUUUAUUUUUCCUAAUUUAUUUCUUUACGUUAGUUUUUUUUUUGUGUAACCUCCCUCCACCCGCGGUCGUUCUCGCGUUAUUGGGCUUCAGUCUUUUUUUUUAAUGUAUAUUUUCCUUCUGGCGCUCAGGGGUAGACACUCCGUUCUCGCCUCCUCCUCCUCCGUCGUUACCUCUCGUCUCAGCGGAGAAACUUCCCGUCUCACAGAGCAGGCACAGCUUCGAGAGAAGAGGGCGACAGCCGCCGAAAGAAACACCACGAAAAAACAACACCGGGUUUGCUAGGGAAGGGCGACACUCCUGCACUAAAGGAGAAGCAGAAGAGCUGCCGGACGGGCGACGCGUUUCGGGAUUAAUUUCUUUCCGGAGCCGGGGAGAGUGUAUAGGUGAUCCAUCGGGCGGAUACGUCCUCAAGUCCUGACGUCUCCUGCUGCAGCUGGGUUUAUUUUUUGCCCUUUUUUUAUUCUUGGUGUCGACGUUUUUAACUGGCAUUACGGGCGAUCGGGAGCUCAUGGGACCUUCGCUUUGAGAGGACUCCAUCCCCCCACCCCACCCCUGUCCCCCUCUCCCCCCUGACCGGCCCUCGCUGGGGCGCUGUCCGCUCCGGGGGGUGUUGGGCAUCCCGGAGCCCGGCAGGGAAGAGAGGGGAGGGCGGUCACCCUCCCCCCCCGGGUAGCCGUCUCCCCCAAGCCCCCGGCGGUGGGUGGUGGUGGGGGGGGUGCGCCGGCCGGCCGGCGGCAAGCAUGGCAGGCAAUCUGAAGAAAGGCGGGGGGUUGAUCGGGAUGAUGAAGGACGCCUUCCAGCCCCACCACCACCACCUCCACUCGCAUCACCCGCCCGGCGCCGUGGACAAGAGGACCGUGGAGAAAUGCUGGAAACUCAUGGACAAGGUGGUGCGGCUGUGCCAGAACCCGAAGCUGGCGCUGAAAAACAGCCCGCCCUACAUCCUGGACCUCCUCCCGGACACCUACCAGCACCUGCGCACCAUCCUCUCCCGCUACGAGGGCAAGAUGGAGACGCUGGGCGAGAACGAGUACUUCCGCGUCUUCAUGGAGAACCUCACCAAGAAGACCAAGCAGACCAUCAGCCUGUUCAAGGAGGGCAAGGAGAGGAUGUACGAGGAGAACUCGCAGCCCAGGCGAAACUUAACCAAGCUGUCACUGAUAUUCAGUCACAUGCUGGCGGAGCUGAAAGCCAUAUUUCCCAACGGCCUGUUCCAGGGAGACAACUUCCGGAUCACCAAGGCCGACGCCGCCGAGUUCUGGAGGAAGUCUUUCGGUGACAAGACCAUCGUGCCCUGGAAGGUGUUCCGUCAGGCCCUGCACGAAUUCCACCCCAUCAGCUCCGGCCUGGAGGCCAUGGCCCUGAAGUCCACCAUCGACCUCACCUGCAACGACUACAUCUCCGUCUUCGAGUUCGACAUCUUCACGCGGCUGUUUCAGCCCUGGUCAUCCCUGCUGCGGAACUGGAACAGCCUAGCGGUCACUCACCCCGGCUACAUGGCCUUCCUCACCUACGAUGAGGUGAAGGCCAGGCUGCAGAAGUUCAUCCACAAGCCGGGCAGCUACAUCUUCCGGCUGAGCUGCACGCGGCUGGGCCAGUGGGCCAUCGGAUACGUGACGGCCGACGGCAACAUCCUGCAGACCAUCCCUCACAACAAGCCGCUGUUCCAGGCCCUCAUCGACGGCUUCCGGGAAGGCUUUUACCUGUUCCCCGACGGACGCACUCAGAACCCAGAUCUCACGGGGCUGUGCGAGCCCUCCCCCCAGGACCAUAUCAAGGUCACGCAGGAACAAUACGAGCUGUACUGCGAGAUGGGCUCCACGUUCCAGCUGUGCAAGAUCUGCGCGGAGAACGACAAGGAUGUGAAGAUCGAGCCCUGCGGCCACCUCAUGUGCACGUCGUGCCUCACCUCCUGGCAGGAGUCCGAGGGCCAGGGCUGCCCGUUCUGCCGCUGCGAGAUCAAGGGCACGGAGCCCAUCGUGGUCGACCCCUUUGACCCCAAGGACAACAGCGGGGGCUCCUACGGGGGCGGCCGGGGGAUGUUCGGGGCCGAGGGCGCCCCCUCCCCCAGCUACGAUGACGACGAUGACGACAGGCUGGAGGACCCUCUGAUGAUGAGCAACCUAACCAAGGUGGAGCGGCCCCCUUCGCCCAUGUCCAUGGGCCCCCAGGCUUCCCUGCCUCCUGUCCCCCCUCGCUUGGACCUGCUCCAGCACCGGCCGGCCAACUCCCCCGGGGCCUCCAGCCCAGGAGCUACUUCCAAGGCCUCCUCUCACCACAAGGACAAGCCCCUGCCGCUGCCGCCCUCCCUGCGGGACCUGCCCCCACCUCCUCCACCCGAUCGCCCCCACUCCGCCGGGCCGGAGGGGCGCCUGCAGAGGCGGCCCCUUCCCAGCACCCCCGGGGAGCCUCCCCGCGACAAGCUGCCCCCGGCGCCCCCAAACCGAGGGCAGGCCGACUGGCAGUCCCGCCCCGUCCCCAAGGCCCCUACGCAGGCUGCGGGGGACCCCUGGGUGGGCAGAGAGCUGUCCAACCGACACUCCCUCCCCCUGGCGCUCCCCUCCACCCUGGAUGGGCGGCCCGAGGCGCAGAGGCACAACAGCACCAUGAGCCUGGACCACCAGCUGAAUUUUGGCGCCAGUGCCUCCGGAAGUCAGGAGUACGAUAAUCCCAAGGUGAAGUCUUCGGCCUCCACUGGUGCCAUCUAUGCCCUGGCUGCCAGGCCUCUUGGUCCAAAGGCCGUGACGCAAGAGGAGCCCCCCGAAAGUGAGGAAGAGCCCGAGUACAUGACCCCCUCAUCCCGGCCUCUCCUGCCACCCCUCAACCCGGGCGCCCCUGAAACCAUCCCCAGACCCCCGCAGACAAACUCCUUCAGCUCACGGGUGAUGGUGACCGACCUGGAAGGCGAAGUCCCUCAGAUGUACGAAGCCAUGUACAACAUCCAGUCCCAGGCGCUGUCGGCCAUCAGCCAGCCGGCUCUAGCGAGGGACUCAGAUUACUCCGAGCUCCCGCCCGCCGGCAGCUGCAACGGCCCCGGGGCGCCGGGGAGCGACGAGGACGACGACGCCGGGUACGACUUCCCCAAGCCCCCGCUGCCCAUCGCGCCCGCCCGCCGCACCCUCUCGGACAUCUCCAGCUCCUCGUCCGCCUUCAGCCGGCUCUCCGUGGACGGCGAGGGGGCGGCGCCCAGCGCCUCUUUCGGCGACCUGAGUCAGGCCCCAGAGAGGCCCCCCAAGCCGCUGCCCCGGCGCAUCAACUCCGAGAGGAGGCCCAGCCCCGUGCCCCCAGGGGCGGGGGGAGGAGGUCCGAACCCCCAGAUCAACAGCGAGAUCGAACAUCUCAUGAGCCAAGGCUACUCCUAUCAGGACAUUCAGAAAGCCCUGCUGAUUGCACAGAACAAUAUCGAAAUGGCCAAGAAUAUCCUGAGAGAGUUUGUCUCCAUUCCUUCCACGGCGCACAUCCUCACAUAGCGUCGGAUGUGUGCCCGCCCCCCCUCCCACACUCCUUCCCCGCCCCACUUCCUGCAAACCACGCCCCCUGGCGGCCCUGCCCGGCAACCUGACCCCGCCCCUUGGUGCUGAUUGGCCGGCAUAAAAGAGGGGCGUGCCUUCACGUGCAAUCUCUCCGCCUCAUUUUCUGAACCGCGGGCGGGGGACCCUGGCCCAGAGAGCUCACGGGACGGCUUGUCACGUGCGUCGCUCGGAGCACAACCAACCAACAGCAGGACAGACAAACGGGCCGCUUCACCCCUCUGACCCAAUGCCUCCUCACCAGGGCCCGGAAAGGAGUUGGAAAAGCAUCCCAAAGGAAAGCCACGUUGCUCUGGCGGUGUUGUGUACCCGCAGCAGUGGCUCAGAAAAAUAGGAACGCUGAAAAAACUCAAAUAAAGCCACAGUGUUUUCCAGUUACCAGUGGAGAUCGGUGACAAAAGACAGUCCACAGGAUGUCAUGCCGACCUCGACUUCCUGUUUUUUUUUUCCAUCUGGGACGUUUUCGCCAACAGGACUGUUCUGCAUUCCAGCUUGCUUCUGUGAAUGCACCGAUCCCGCUUCUUGAUUUGAAGGUGGAGGGGGGGGGCGAUGGGGCGCAGUUCUCAAUAGCAGUGUUCAGCAGCAACCCGACAUGUUCCUGUAAUGCCUUUCCUCCUACCCUGGGCUCUGUUUUCCAGGCUGGAUAUCUGCAGGCAGGGUUUGACGCAGGGGUGCGUAGGAGGAGAGUUGGAAAAUGCUCCCAGCUUUCUGUGCAGGGCCUCGUCCGGAGGGCGAGUCUUUCUCGCUGUCGAAAUGGCCUUUCAUUGCGUUUGUGUCGGCGUUCUUUGCGAUGGUGCGUUUUGUUUUUAAGUAGCAUGGGCGUAGAAGCUUUCAAAAGCGGCCGGCGACUGGAGGAAAUGGGACCGCCGGCUGAGGUUAAAGAUGGAAGUGCUUGUCUGUAAAACAGCCCGGCCCUGUCUUUCCUAGGCAUCCCCAAUUCACCUGGGCUGCGUGAACAGUCAGAACGAUUGAAGCCUGAAUCCGAUCAGCAAUUUGAAAUGGAUCCUGUGCCCCUCAGCCUCCCUCUUUCUUCAUGUGUUGUAUUAUGUGUAUUAUUAUUUUUCGCUCACCCUGAAAAGGUCAGUCGCCAGAAUCGGUUUCGCCCUUACAGUAAAGGAAAGACACCGGCCCCAGGGGUGUGCAGAGCUUUGGCUAUCGCCCCAUGUGACUGAUGAAAUGAGGGCGUUUUUGGGAAUUUGGACUGCCGGUUCAUUCAGCUUCCUGACCACUCACCGCCAACCUGCCUCCUCGCGCCCGGAAGGACCCACUCGUGGGCCAAACGCAUGAACGCUAGAUGUCUCCACCACCAGAGGCCUUUACUCCUGCUUUUCCGAUGCCCUAGUUAGCCAGCCCUGAGCGCUCUCCCUUCUCCCAGUAUCUCCCAAAAACGUUGACGUGCCCGGUUUCUCAACGCACUGCUCCGAGUUCUGAAUCGGCUCUAAAAAGGCGAGGGCUCCAGUCUUCAGAAGCCGCGGGCUGAGUUUAAGGGGGAGAUGGUACCCCCCUGAGAAUUGUGUACUCCGCAUUGUCCCUCCCCUGAUGUAUGCGUUUCAGAUUUCUCGAAACUGUUUCCCAAAUGUCACCCUCGAAGAAAAUGCCCGGUUGAAUACCAACAGAAAUUCCCCAUUUAUGUUUGCCAACAGAAGCUCCUUGAUCAAAAUGAAGAUUUCUAAGACUCAAAUUCCCUGUUCCAGGCAGUAGUAUACGGAAUCGGUAUGUGGUGGGUGGAAAACUUUUUUUUCUGAUUCUCAAAAGUGGACAUGCAGCAGAGGAUUGCUGGUGACGUUGAAGAUAUUGGAAGGAUUUUCCUGUGUGUCUUGUUCCUGAAUGGGGAGAUGUGGAUUCUUGGCUGAUCUGUAUUUGAACCUCAGGAGACUCCUCCUCCACACUGUUAUAAUGGAACUCCUUUCUUCAUUCACAUUUUCUUCCUGGCCCAAUGAAUGUGUACUAUAAACGCAGUAUGAUAAGGUCUUUUUUUAAAAAAAAACCCAAGGGUAUUGUUUAAAACCAUAAAAGCUUUUUAACUCUUGCUAGUCUAGUAAAUGGAGGUGGGGGUUGGGCUGUUUUGCUUUCCUCUGGCCUGAGGAAAAAAUGAAUUUCUAAUGAAUUGCUGGUGUUUAAUGAGGGACCCAUCUCUCCCAGGCCUGUUUGUACAAUGAAGCCUCAGAAGAGUUCAGCAGUGACUGGUGUGCUGUGGUUCGCUCAAGGAUGUUCUGUAGUUACAGACAUUGUCAUGUUUUUUUUUAUUUUUAUUCAGAAGUGCUUUUACUGCUGCUGCUACCACGUUAGUGCUCAACAAUUAAGCCUUAAAUGCAAACGUGUGAAUAUUAUAUGGUUACCGUUUUUUCUUUCUAAAGUGACAGUAUCAUGGCCGGCACUUUUGUUUUAAGUAGCAUUACUUGAAAAUGCAGAUUGGGGGGGCGGGGGGGGAUUAUGGUUUUAUCGAGUGUGAGGAAGAGAGCUAAAAAAUAAACCUUUCGUCUUGCAGUGAACAAAAUUUGAAAUGCUUUCCCGUCAUUUAAACCCGCCAUGAAUUCUAUGAAGAAAGACGAGUCCUAUCAGUCCGUUCUUGCUAGGAGAAAAAGACCAUGUUGGCGCUACCUCAGUGUUUGGCUCUCUUUGCUCUAGAGACUCAAUUUUGCGAUUGCAAUACGAUGACUGAAACUGUUGAUCUCUAAAGGAAACGAAUUGUGUUUAAGGGAUCGGAGCACCGAUUCCGCCUUGCAUGAUUGAGUUUUGAUGCGCGGGUCUGGGUUUCAGAUGUUAACCCUGUUUUAGUGUUUUUGAGCUUGACGCAUGUCUCAGGAUACCGUUUUUUCAUCGUCAGAAUAAAAUUAGGACGCUUGGGGGAAGAAAGCAGUAACAGUAUUGUUUUAAACAGCUUUGCACCUCUGCAGAAUAUUUUAAGUUGUGGUUUACGGCUCUCGCUGAGACUUCAGCGCAUCUCGGCUCCCAGUAAUUCUAGUCGGUUGAAAAAAAAAGUGUUGACGUCUUCUCCCUGGUGUUCUGCUGUUGUCUCCCCCAGUCUUUGUUUUCAGACCUUUGAAAAUAUUUUUCUUACAACUGAGAGAAGUCAAAAGCGGUGCACUCUCCAAGUAACAAGAAAGGGCGUGCAAUUCGUAACGCCAACAGUUGCGGAAUCGGACAGCGAAACGCAAACAACAGGGAUUCUGAUAUUAUUGGAGUAGAGAAGGAGUAAACUGUCUUUUGCUCUUGUUUUUGACCGCAAAGUGUGCAUUUUCACGACGUGUGUACGCGGGGUGUGAAAAGACGUUUCGCUGGCAGCUGAUGGGUGUUCAUCGCCAGAAAAAGCACUGUACAUUUUUAUGACCGUUAAUAUACCACUCGACAAGACAUUUCAAGACACGUCAUGCGUAUUUAGGUCAUUGACCCGUUUGAUGGCAAAGGGGAUCUGCAGUCACUGAUCAAAGUUGCUGUCGAACCGUCGCCGGCGCUGGGCUGCAGCGAAAAUAGACCUCUUCUUUUUAAUAGACUAUUCUUCAAGGAAAUUUCUGUCCUGUUUUCUUCUUUUACAGACGUCCGAGUGUAGCGCUUGAGUGGUUUGUUGUUUGUUUGUUUUUACUUGAAGGCCUGUGGAUUUUGUCUGUUGUCUUUCAUUACAAAUAGGAUUAAUUAAUUAACCUCGGAGUUUCGGCUCAGCAAUGUGAAGUAUAGGAAUUAUCAGCGGUCUCGGACUGGUCAUCUGUCGCUACCUUGAUCUUCCUGUGCUAACAUUGCACAUGCUAGAAGUGCUUUGUUGUUGUUGUUGUUGUUGUUGUUUUUGCAAAUAUAGAUUUUGGUUUUAGUUUAACUUGCCGAUCGUGCUAAGAUACUGUCACUUUAAAACCAAACGGAUGAAAGUACCGAUGUGUGGAGCACAAAGGUAACUUUUGUCGUUCCUUGAAGUUCUUUCCGAAGUUUUGUUUGCUUGUAUCGGUGAUACUGUGAGAGGUGCCAUACUUUUGCUGAAGGAAGAUUUAAAAAAAAAUCUCCAGAACAAAGUCUCUUAAACCUGCACACGCCACAAGUUUCCCCAAGUGGGGGGUUUCAUCCUUGUAGUUUGAAAGAGUGGACGAGACAACAGCGGCCUUUGAUUAGGAUGGUCCGACAUGAAUCAUUUUACAGACACUGUAAAUUCUAACAACCCUUUUUUUUUUAAGAAAAAGGACCAAAGGUUAAAUCACAACGAGUGAGGCAGAAACGGUAGAGUGUUUUCUUCCUCCGUGGGAAACGAGCUGGAUAGAUCUCUUUCAACGUGGUCGAUAUCCGCAUGUUGAGCUCGGCGCUGACAACAACAUGCAUUUGCUUGAUCAGAGAAGAGGAGGAAGGUUGGGUCUCAUUAAGAGGGCUUUACAUGGACCAGGAGAAUGAAGUUGACUAUCUGAGGUUUAAUGUGAUUCUGUAAGGCAGUGGGCGAUCUCUUGUUUCGUUGUGGGUGGGCCGUUCACGUGUGGACGUCGCCGAUUACACUCUUUGGAUCUGGUCUCCCGUGGAGUGUCCGAGCUUUUGUCGCCGUCCGUGUCUGUCUUUCUUAAAACGUAUGCAUGGCGUUGGGUCAGGCAGGCGGCUCUGUACAGUUCUUCUUUUGUCGGGACAGAGACCACCACACGAGUGCAUUGCGUUGUAAAAAGACCUGCUCGAUUUCUUUCGAAAAUAAGUGAUCUGGGCCCGAACCGGAUCGCUUCACCCCGGGAAAGGCUUCCUUUUUUUCUAUCUGUCCGGCGCUGAGCGGAAAACCACCAGCGUGUCUGUGACUGCAACUGAGGUAUGGCAGUGCUGUAGCAGCUCUUUUGCAAAAUGUUACGUUUCAGAAGUGUUUCACUACUCUUGUUCUUGUGAUCGGAGUGAUUUAUGCUUGUUAUCGGACCUUCUCUCCGCUCUGUAAUUCGGUGAAAGGACAUGAGAGAGCGGCGGUGCGGAAUGACUGCUGUUUGACUUUGGCCACCAGAGGGAGCUCUUUCCCGUGUUGCCUGAAGAUUUCUUUUUAUUUAUCGUGUAAUUUAUUGCCAGGUGUAUCUUUUUUUUUUCUCCUUUUGCCUUUUGUCACUUCAGACUUCACGUUAGAAGUAAGCAUCGCGAUUUAGUGUUGUAAACAACGUUAAAAGGUACUGAUAGCUCCUUAUUUAUUGUGUUGGUGUUAUUCUGUGACACCAAAGUGCUGUCAAAAGUAUUGUAAUAAGAGCUUUGCUUCACUAAGGUACAGACGUUAAGGCGCAAGACACGGAAAUGCUACUUUAACCUCCUAUUUCAUGUCGUUUCUCAUAACCUUGAAGGGAAACGCUGAGAAAAUGCCUUUUCUUUCCAAACCCCGUCGUGGUGUGACCCGUCUGCGUGAAAAGAGCUGUGCUCCUCUCUGCCUAGCCCGAUAUUUUUUAAUCGAAAAGUUUCAGAAUAUUGACGCCAGUGUCCAAGUAAUAUUUCACCAUGUAUAACAGGGCAUAUUUUGAUUCCAGUUGUUUCGGACACCUCCAUCAGAAUGACCGGUAUUUAUUGAAUGUGUUUUUUACAGGGUGCUCGAACAUCCAGAGAUGUUGCAUCUUCACUUAUAUAUACUAUUGCAAGAGAAGGCUUGAAAUGUAUCUCCUGUAUGAAACAAUGUAUUCUGGUGUACAUACAUAUAUAUACAUUAUAUUUACAGAGAGAGGGCUGCUGUUGCCUGUAAGUGUGUUCUGUUUGUAUUCGGCCUUUGCUGUGUUGAUUAUCUCAUUCAAGGCAUCCCCCUCCCACACAGACACAAGACUGAUGCUAGAAUAAAGUCCAGGUGUGCAGGCAUCAGCCUGCCUGUUCAGACCCGUGUAGCAGAACACCGCACAGCCGAUGCAGGCAUGCCCAGAAUGGAACAAAAUGCUUUGAGUGGGCAAUGCUUUCUCCUUGCCUUAGAAAAUGUUUGUUUGUUUGUUUGUUUUUCCCCACGAUUGUCAGCAUGGUGAUUUGCGUUUGCUGUUACGUUGGAGUGCCACUUGACUUCUUUUGACUGCGUAUGUCUAUUGGAAACAGAGCCAAGCAGCUAUUAGAGUUUUAGUGCGUUUCAAUUGUCAGGCUGUGGCUAGCCACCCAGUGUCGUGAGUGUUAUUGAAGUCAGCAGUGGACUUCAUGCCGAAAAGGGGGUUUCCCAAACAGGGUUAGAAAAGAUUCCCCCCAACAUGAGAUACACUGAUUAUAGGGGUGACUAUGACUUAACAGAGGAUGUGAGUAAUUCUUGAAUUUAGAAAAUUGUUUUGCAUUAUUUUAUUUUAUUAUAAUUAUUAUGCUUAAAAGAAAUAAACUAAUAUCAAUUCCUAUAAUAUAUCAGUGUUAAUGUUCUGUUUGGAUGAUAUAUUUUAAUCUAUGAUGGAAUAGUGGCGUUAAUAUAAAAUUUAAGAAUGUGGAAUACAUCUUUUAUUAACAAUUUUUAAUCCUUCUGCAGCCAGUACAAAAAUGAAAUAAAACAAAGGAAUAAAGUAAAUAUAAGAAAUAUCCCAUUUAGAUAGUUCUUUUUCAUAAAGGGUAGCACAAUUUUAUUUUUUUGUAUUGUUUUUCUCAUCGGUUGCAAAUUUGUUUUUCCAUUGCAUUAAUGUUUAGAAAUACUAAUGUUAUUUAUUAAUUAUUUUGAGGCUAUACCCCUAUUUUAGAGUUACAUUGUGUAUUUUUUAUUUUUCUGGAAUUUAUGCACCUG
Messenger RNA from Lepisosteus oculatus (spotted gar), 10258 nucleotides. It is a transcript of the gene cbl, whose product is annotated as Cbl proto-oncogene, E3 ubiquitin protein ligase. Gene Ontology annotation, cellular component: plasma membrane; membrane raft. The record is from RefSeq and is a predicted model, not a curated record. Gene Ontology annotation, biological process: negative regulation of epidermal growth factor-activated receptor activity; cell surface receptor signaling pathway. Lineage: Eukaryota; Metazoa; Chordata; Actinopteri; Semionotiformes; Lepisosteidae. Gene Ontology annotation, molecular function: receptor tyrosine kinase binding; SH3 domain binding; ubiquitin protein ligase activity.